AUUUGGGAUUGGGUUCCCCCAGCCAACACCCCAGCAGGACCCCCCAUUAUUCCCAUUAUCCCCCAUCCCAUUCCCAAUCCCACAGGCAGCGACGUGGCCUCGCAGCAGGAAUUCACCUCCUGCCUCAAGGAGACCCUGAGCGGGCUGGCCAAGAAUACCAAUGACCUCCAGAAUUCCCCGGGCUCGGAGGAGGAGCUGGCGAAGGCCCUGGAGGGGCUGGGGCUGGAGGAGGGCGGCGGGGACGGCGUCCUGCCCGUCAUGCGCAGCAUCAUGGAGUCCCUGCUGUCCAAGGAUGUGCUCUACCCCUCCCUCAAGGAGAUCACCGAGAAGUACCCGGAGUGGCUGCGGCAGCACGGGCCGGCGCUGUCCCCGGAGCAGCGGGAGCGGUUCCGGGCGCAGCAGGCGCUGAUGCUCCGGAUCUGCGCGGAGCUGGAGGGGGAGCGGCCCGGGGAGCCCGAGGGGCAGCGCCGGGAGCGCUUCGAGACCCUCUUGGAGCUGAUGCAGCAGCUGCAGGACCUGGGCCACCCCCCCAAGGAGCUGGUGGGGGGACACGCCCCCCGGAUUCAACCUGGAGCUGCCGGGGGGGGUCAGUGGGGAGCAGUGCCGGCUCAUGUAGGGGAACUUUGGGGUCCCCACGCCCCCUGACUCGUCCGGCCCUAAAUGAGUCCUUCGUGAGGAUGAAGAGGAUGAAGAGGAGCCCGGGGGGGGGGGGGGGGAUUGGGGACCUCUCCCUCCCCCCAAUUUGUGGGGUUUUUGGGGGGUGCAGGGGCCCCCAUUUGGGGUGGUGUCCCCCCCUCGCCCCACGGUGUCCCCAAUAAAGUGUUGGUGACGGGA
This is a messenger RNA of Corvus hawaiiensis (hawaiian crow), 834 nucleotides long. It is a transcript of the gene PEX19, whose product is annotated as peroxisomal biogenesis factor 19. Gene Ontology annotation, cellular component: peroxisome; peroxisomal membrane. The record is from RefSeq and is a predicted model, not a curated record. Gene Ontology annotation, biological process: protein import into peroxisome membrane. Lineage: Eukaryota; Metazoa; Chordata; Aves; Passeriformes; Corvidae.